Messenger RNA from Mesorhabditis belari, 402 nucleotides. The record is from the annotation of a GenBank genome assembly. NCBI's taxonomy places the organism in Eukaryota, Metazoa, Nematoda, Chromadorea, Rhabditida, Rhabditidae.
AUGCAUUUUCUACCCUUUCGACUCAAAAAUUUCCUAAUUCUUGCACUUUUUGCUUUCCCAAUAUUAGCUCUUGAAUGCUAUCAUUGUGAUUCGUUGAAUGAUGGUGAUUGUCAAGAGGAUCAAGUGAGACACGAGCACUUGAAAGAGUGCAACCCGUUGACUUUCGGGCCAUACUACGAACGAGUGCCGAUUGGAUGUCGAAAAAUGAUUGAUAAAGGUUUGUCUCCUUACCGUAUCACCCGUACUUGCUCGUAUAUGGGACGGCGUGUGCAUGGACGAAGAGCCAACAAUAAACUCGUCUAUCAAUGCGCUGAGUCGAGAUGCAACUCAUCAAAAUCCCAACAAAAUCUCCUCUUCAUUUUCAUUUUUUUCAUUCUUUUCCCAUUUUUAAACUUUUUAAAA